AUGGUUUCAGAUAUUGAUUAUGAGGCAGAUGAGCUUAUUGGCAUACUCAAUGACAUUAGGCCAAUAUUUGCUAGCGAAAGCUCGCUUCUAGAAGUUCCAGUACCGUGCGUUAUCGUCGGCGAUAUACACGGCCAGUAUCUGGAUUUGCAACGAAUGUUCGUGAUGACUGGAAAGAAUGGACGAAGCGGGGCGACGAUGCGUCGAUAUCUUUUUCUCGGCGACUACGUGGACCGCGGCAACAAUUCUCUGGAAUGUGUUUGCUGCUUGUUCGCCUACAAACUCCUCUUCCCCAAAAUGUUCAACUUGCUUCGCGGCAAUCACGAAUCAGCAUUCAUCAAUCGAAACUACGGCUUCUACCAAGAACUAGUGGAUCGUUUCGAGGAGACCAUGGGCACAGCUCUCUGGAUAAUGUUCAACAGUGUUUUCGACUUGUUACCAUUAGCUGCGCUCGUUCACAAACGAAUAUUAUGCAUGCAUGGCGGACUGAGCCCGCACCUGAACUCUCUCGAUGAUAUACGAAACAUAAAAAGGCCAAUAAAGUCAAUGGAGGAGUCGCCGCUAGCCUGCGAUUUGCUAUGGUCUGAUCCAGUAGUGGACCUCACUGGUUUCGUAAGCAACAUUGUUCGAGGUGUUAGCGUUUGCUUCGGUGAAGAUACCGUAAUAAAGACUUGCUUAAAACUGAAUCUGGAUAUGAUUGUACGCGCACAUCAGAUGAUGGUGAACGGAUUUAGCUUCUUCUGUAAGCGUAAACUGGUAACAGUUUUCACUGCUCCACGAUAUGAUCCUGAAAAGGUAUAA
This is a messenger RNA of Gongylonema pulchrum, 798 nucleotides long. NCBI's taxonomy places the organism in Eukaryota, Metazoa, Nematoda, Chromadorea, Rhabditida, Gongylonematidae. The record is from the annotation of a GenBank genome assembly.